AACUACUUAAAAACGCUUUAAAUUUCUAUUAAAAAAACAAUAAUCUUACAAUCUAGAUGAUAUAAAAGAUGAGAAAGGUACAGGGUAAUGAUACUUUUCAAAGAAUUAACUUCUUGUAUCAAUUAAGCAAAGAAGUAGUCGAGAAGAAUCCUGCAUUGUCGGUGUACUACGAUAAUUUAGUCAUAAAUAUAGCCAAGAAGAGUGUCCUAAAAAUCCAUCCAGAUAUAAAAAGGCAAAUAUGUAAGAAAUGUAGAUGUAUGCUGGUCGAUAAAAAGUCUUCUGAAAUAAAACUUAAAACUAAGAAUAAACUGAAAUUUAUUUCACUGAAAUGCACAGUGUGCGGUUAUGAGAGAAGAUUUCCAGCAGAUAAAAACAAGGACCAUAGAGUGUGGCUAGAAAAACCUGAAGCCGUUGUAGAGAUUAUCACAUAAGUUAUAAUCAAACAAUAAUAAUUCUAAUA
This is a messenger RNA of Aricia agestis (brown argus), 460 nucleotides long. It is a transcript of the gene Rpp21, whose product is annotated as ribonuclease P protein subunit rpr2-like. The transcript has 3 exons. Gene Ontology annotation, biological process: tRNA processing. Bases 69 to 431 code for a protein of 120 amino acids. The record is from RefSeq and is a predicted model, not a curated record. NCBI's taxonomy places the organism in Eukaryota, Metazoa, Arthropoda, Insecta, Lepidoptera, Lycaenidae. Gene Ontology annotation, cellular component: nucleolar ribonuclease P complex.